This is a messenger RNA of Chilo suppressalis (striped riceborer), 2181 nucleotides long. Lineage: Eukaryota; Metazoa; Arthropoda; Insecta; Lepidoptera; Crambidae. The record is from the annotation of a GenBank genome assembly.
AGCUCAUUUCAUAAUAUUAAUUAUGUAUAUGUUGAUUAAACAAGCAGAUACCUUUUUGCAUUUGUUUCUACUCGAGUUGCAGUCGUAGAACCUCUACGUUCAAUCGAUUACACAGACUACUAAGGGUUACUACGCAUAUCUACUUAUAAGUUAUACUAUUCAGUCUUUUGAGCACUCGGCAGUGAAUAUUUGGCCAUGACAAGGAUUGUUUGUAUCGAGUGACCUCAAACUUAGGUCAAGACGUUUUAUCUGUUCUUAAUUCUAGUUAGUAACGAAACAUUAAAUAAUUUUUGUGUAGUUUUAUUACUCAGUGCGUAAUUGAUAAAGAUGAAAUAUAAAUUAAGGUGCAUUAUUGUAACCGUGUAUUUAUUUAGUCAGAGUAUAGGUUUAGAGUACAAUAAACAACGAUAUACUCAAAACACCGAUUUUUUACUCCAUGAAGCUGGAAUAAACCCGAAUACUCCCAAAAAAGAAAAUGUAGCUCCAUCUAAUUUUGGAAAUAAUAGAGCACCACCGAAUUCGGAUACGCUUAAGUCAGAUUUCCCUCCGUUAGGACCAACACCUUCUUUGCAUAUUCCUAAAGCAUCACAAAAUACCAGAACUACUCAAACGUCAGCGAAACGAGAUUAUGUAGCGCCUAAUUAUCCAUCAAUUCAAACACCAAAAACUACACAACCUGCACAACCAUCUCAUAAUCCACAAUCUUCUGGAAAUCGGAAUAAUGUGGCAACUGGUCUUCCUACUCUUCAGCCUGCAGCCUCCUCCCAAGGCAAACUUAAUUCUUAUUCCAAUCCAAAGCCUACUCAAAUGACACAGCCAGCUGGGAAACGAGACUACGUAAAUCCAAAUAUACCAUCUAAUAAUCCAAAUACAGAACAAGGAAAAGUAAAACAUCUUGUAAAUUUUUACGAUGGUAAGAGUCAACCUAAUAACCCUCAAAAAACCCCGAGCUAUAGUUCUAUUCUGCAAGGUGCUAUGAAUAAUCAAGGUAGUUCAAUUAGUCAACCGCCAACUCCCACAGUUCAAACUCAAACACAUAAGCCCCUAAGUUACAGUGAAGUUAUCUCGGGAUCUAAUUCUAAUCGUAAUACAGCUACGUCUAUCAAAACAACAGUUAAACCAUUUAGUAAGGUGACCUCCACACCAAUGAGACCUACAAACCCAACGCACCCCGCUACUCGACGACCUCUUGUUCCGCCAAGUUCAGUUCUUAAUAAUAAUCACGGAAAUAACGCCGUCAACAACAGAAAUAGUGUCACUGAAACUGAAUUACAAACUCUUAGUGAAGAAUUGUUAAGAAAGGAUACUAAUAACGCUGCUCGAUACAUCACAAUUAAUUAUCAAGGAAAGACAACAUCACAAUCAUUAGAAGACAAAGCUCCGUUGCCAUUGCUAACAGUGUCUCAAGAAGCAUGGAAUAUUCCAACAAUACAAACUUUUGUGGCGUUAUUAGAUAAUUACGAAAGAGACACACUCGUAAAUGAAUAUGUAACACCACAAGAAAGGAUUGAAGAAAAUUCAUUUAUGGAUGCAAUCAUGUCAACUACGGUAAUACGUCACCUCAUGAACUUUUUCAAAGAGAAAGGUUACGUUACACCAGACCCAAAACAACAGAGGGAUUUCUUAAAGCAGCUGUGGUUUACUCUAUACUCACGAGGAAAAGGAAAAAUAAGCAGUUCUGGCUUUGAACACAGUUUUGUAUCAGAACUUAAAAAUGGAGAAGUAUCAGGAUUACAUAACUGGAUAUAUUUCUCAAAAGAGGAACAAGCCAACCGCCUAAACUAUUUAGGUUAUCUGAAAUACGAAGAAUUUAAUGGUAAAGGUGCCGUAAUGAAAUUACAUUUUAAUCAGCAAGGAGUGGAUAAGCCCGUUGACUCACUCUUCAUCGGCACUUCACCGGAAUUGGAAAUUGCAUUAUAUACAUUAUGUUACGUGACUCGAGUUGAUAAUGAUUGCCGGCUCAAAUUAUCUGGCAAAGAUGUUAAUAUUAUAACAUACAAUUUCCGCUAUCGUAGUAAAAAUCUUAUCGGUAGUGCUUAUCCACAAAUAUGAAUGUUAUUUUUAUAUGUGAAAAAUAUAAUAUUUUAUACUCUUCUCGUUUUAUUGUUUAGCGAAAUAAGUACUAUUUGAUUAAUGCACAAUGAUUUUUAAGUUACAGAAUUACAAAUAAUAAAAUUAGAA